This is a messenger RNA of Elaeis guineensis (African oil palm), 1081 nucleotides long. RefSeq names its product light-harvesting complex-like protein 3 isotype 1, chloroplastic. The record is from RefSeq and is a predicted model, not a curated record. Lineage: Eukaryota; Viridiplantae; Streptophyta; Magnoliopsida; Arecales; Arecaceae.
AGGUGUAGAAAUUUGCGAGCUACCAUACUCCCACCCGGAGAACAGAGAAAAGCAUAUGAAAAACUCUCUGUUUUCUCUUCUCUCCCUCUUUUUUUUUUUUUCUAAAUUAGAAGAGUAAUAAAUCAGCAUGGCCAUGGCGUUGUUAUCCCCUCUUCUUCCCACCUUCUCCUCCUCAAGUCCCAAUCUCUCUCAGAAAGUCCAUCGCCCCCUCCUUCCCAAGAAAAGAUCUUCUCUUUCCCUCACAAGAUGUACAGGAAAUGGGGCGGGAAAGGUGGGCUCUGCUUCUGUAGAGGAGAAAUUGGAGGGGAAGAAAGAAGAAUCUAUUCCUCUGGAGUCGGAGGAGAAGCUGCCGCUGGAGUCUCCGGACUCAAAUGGCGCUGCGGUGAAAGCGGUGGUUCCCACGUUCAACGACCCGAGAUGGAUCGGAGGGACGUGGGAUUUGAAGCAGUUCGAGAAGGAUGGCAAGACCGAUUGGGAUGCCGUCAUAGAUGCUGAGGUUAGGAGAAGAAAAUGGCUUGAAGAUAAUCCAGAGGCAUCAAACAAUGAGGAGCCUGUAAUUUUUGACACAUCAAUAAUCCCCUGGUGGCCGUGGGUUAAGAGGUUCCACCUGCCUGAAGCUGAACUGCUUAAUGGACGUGCUGCAAUGAUUGGGUUUUUCAUGGCCUACUUCGUGGAUAGCUUGACAGGCAUUGGUCUUGUUGAUCAGAUGGGUAAUUUCUUCUGCAAAACUCUGUUACUUAUAGCUGUUGCUGGGGUGCUGCUUAUAAGAAGGAAUGAAGAUAUUGAUACUCUGAAAAAGCUUAUUGAGGAAACAACAUUCUAUGAUAAGCAGUGGCAAGCAACUUGGCAGGAGGAUGAAACCCCUAGUGUUUCCAAAAAAGAGUAGCUUGAUGUUCAUGAAGGAGUCGCUCUGCAUUCCAUAGUUUCUAUUUUAUGUUGCAUAUUUUUCUUAUUUUUUUUCUUAGUACCAUUGUCGAGAUGAUCAGUUAAUAUUGCCUUUUUCCCACCCCCAUGCCAGCAUGCUCAAAAUUAACUAUGAACUGCUAUCUUUUCCUGAAAUCCUAUGUUUUUGUUUUUGUUU